CAGAGAAAUGGCAGAAACCGCUCCAGCUCCAGCAGCCCCGCCGGCGAAAGCGCCCAAGAAGAAAUCUGCAGCCAAACCCAAGACAGCGGGUCCAGGCGCGAGUGAUCUCAUCGUUAAAGCCGUGACGGCCUCCAAGGAGAGAAACGGUGUGUCUCUGGCCGCCCUGAAGAAAGCUCUCACCGCCGGCGGAUACGAUGUGGAGAAGAACAACUCCCGCGUCAAGCUCGCCAUCAAGAGCCUCGUGACUAAAGGCACACUGGUCCAGACUAAAGGAACCGGUGCUUCAGGAUCUUUCAAACUCAACAAAAAACAAGUCGAGACUAAGAAGCCAGCGAAGAAAGCCGCUCCUAAAGCAAAGAAACCCGCAGUGAAGAAGCCCGCUGCUGCUGCUGCUGCCAAGAAGCCGAAGACCGCAGCGGCAAAGAAGACCGCCGCAAAGAAGUCUCCCAAGAAGGUCAAGAAACCUGCCGCCACCGCCGCUAAAAAGGCAACGAAGAGCCCCAAGAAGGCGAAGAAGCCAGCGGCCCCCAAGAAGGCAGCGAGUCCGAAGAAAGUAGCUAAAAGCCCCAAGAAGGUCAAGGCUGCAAAACCCAAGACGACAAAGCCCAAAGCAGCGAAGCCUAAAAGGGCCGCCCCGAAAAAGAGGUAGAUUACUUCUCCAGACUUUCUAUUACAAAAGGCUCUUUUAAGAGCCACCACCAGCCCACUAAAGAGUUGUGUUUCAGUGAUAUGUUGAUAUUAUGGUUGUGUUCUCACAUUUAAAUCUAUUUAUUUGGCAGACGCUUUUAUCCAAAGCUACUUACAGUGCAUUAUCCUUUACAUUUAUACAUAGAUAUCUGGGCUCGAACCCACAACCUUGCUCUUCUAAGCUACACCACUAAGCUACAGUAAAACUCUUAAUAAAUUAAUAUGCUGAGAAAUCUGGUUCAAAUUAAGAACACAAGAUAUGAUCGUCAGCGCAUUUAAUUCAUAAUCGGCGCAACAUCUGAAGUUAUGUUGUCAGUAUAAAUGUUUGCUUUUGUUCAUACUGUUGUUUCCUAUAGACGUGUCUGAAAAGACCGCAGAUAUAAGAUUUAAUGUAGUGAAAGAUCACGUGAUC
Molecule: messenger RNA, 1099 nt
Organism: Triplophysa dalaica
Lineage: Eukaryota; Metazoa; Chordata; Actinopteri; Cypriniformes; Nemacheilidae
Product: histone H1-like
Exons: 1
Coding region: 8-649 (213 amino acids)
Biological process (GO): nucleosome assembly
Cellular component (GO): nucleosome
Molecular function (GO): DNA binding; structural constituent of chromatin
Source: RefSeq, a predicted model, not a curated record